Molecule: messenger RNA, 2160 nt
Organism: Linepithema humile (Argentine ant)
Lineage: Eukaryota; Metazoa; Arthropoda; Insecta; Hymenoptera; Formicidae
Biological process (GO): spindle assembly
Cellular component (GO): mitotic spindle microtubule; HAUS complex
Molecular function (GO): microtubule binding
Source: RefSeq, a predicted model, not a curated record
CGAAAUAACCACAGCUUUAAAAAUUCAAAUAUUUGGCUGCUUAUAGAACCGUUUUUUUUUGGUCGAUGUUUUUUAUCGGUUCGAAUGGUCAGCUGUGUUAUGCAUGUUGUGUUUAUACAUUAUAAAUUGUUUGAUUACUAAUUAUUAAACCAGUUUUCUCGCUCGUAGUGUAUACGUAUGUUAUAGAAUGGAGGCUGUUAGCGCGUCCUUUCACCGAAAUGUCUUCUUAUUAAAUCAAUUGGUCCCCCCAAGUAAUGAUUUCAAGAAAGUGUUUCGUGAGGGGAUGUUUGAUAAACCGAAUAUGGCAGGGUUUAUAGAAGUUUCCCAUUACCUGUUAACAGUAUAUGAUGCUGAACGUUUUAAAAAACUAAUUGAGUGGCCAAUAAUAUGCAAGAAAAUGGAAGCAAAAUAUCGUAACGAUGUUAAAGACUAUCUGACUCUCAUUGCAACAGAGAAUCCUAACAUGGGAUUUCCAAAUAUACUUGUCAGUUAUUUCCAUCAUGCAAGUGGUCCGAAGUUUAUAAUUAUAAUGUGGAAAUUGUCUCAACUUGUACUGAAGAGAUACAUUAUGAAGAAUAGUAAAUACGAAGUUAUUUCUCUACCAAAACCAGGUUUUGCAAAUGACUUAAGUAGAAUUUACUUAGAGCAGGCUAAGGCAAAUAUUGCCGAUAAUAUAAUGAGUCGUCAUAGAAAUUGCAUACAAAUGGAAAAAGCUGUGAACUUUGCAUUGGAAGAACAGAAGGAACAAAUGGCUAAAAUCAAAGCAGAACUGUUUAACAGGAAACAUUCUAUUGAGAAAUGUGCAGCUGAAGCACCUGUUGCUUCCUCUUUGAAACAACGUUUGAUAAGCCUUGAAGAUUCAGAGAUCAUACAAAUGUGGAAAAAUAGCAUAGACGAAAAUGUAUGUUACAUAGAAAAACGGAAUGUACUUUUGAAGAAUCUGGAAAAAGCAUGUGAAAAUGUAAAUGACAUAAUAUCAAAUCUGUUGAGUGAUAUUAAAGCAUUAAAUGGAAAGCAGCUUGAAGGGGUCAAUUGUUCUCGGAUCUCAGACAUGUUAUUUCCACCUGAUGUUGAGCAUUGUCUUUAUCAUUUGUAUAAUGAUAAUAAAUUGGUAUUUUGCAAUUUCAUUCUCUUACUCACAUUAAUAUUAUAUCAAGUGUAUCAGCGCCUGAAAAAGAUUGGCUUGAAGGACUUGUCACAGUGUCUCUUGCAAGUGGAAGCGAGUGUGAAGGACAUGAAGUCUAUGUACGAUGUGUUCCAAAUGUUUUUGACAAACAUAAUAAAUUCCACAAAAAAGACACAAAGUGUCUUGUAUGACAAAAAUGUGGAGCAGAUGUCCAAAGAAGAUGUGUUACCCUUUGUAAAAGGUGUGCUUUUCAUGCCAUCACCUCCCAUCAAAAUCAAUACCAGUUACGCAGACGCAAAGAAUGAUUCACUCAAAUUAUUACAAAUCACCCCGGAAAUUGCACACAAAUCGUUAUUUUCAAGAUACGCUCGGCACACUCAGAGUCAUGUGCCAGACUUAAGAACGAAUUUAUUUGUGUCGCGUAUCAACAUUGACAAUACUGUACUGCUCGACAUUAACGAAAAACAAGGCUUGAAUAGGUGUUUCACGACUCCGAAAAUGAAUCGAUUGUCGGUCAAAAAACCAACAGAAAAGUACUCUCGAUUAUUCUCCACAUUCAUGAAUAAAAACAUAAAAGCCAGCUCAAGUAUGUUAUCUCUACCGACUACCGCACAAGCCAAUUCUUCCGCCUUUACGAAUACAAUAAAGAAGAUGUCGGAAUUCAACAUCACAGAGAGGAGAUUUUUCAAUUUGAGUCUCACUACUUGCACAUCUGAACAGUUUAGUCCAAUAAAACAGAACAUCUCGCAAAACGCAUCUCAGCAAGAAGAAGAAGAAGAGAGAGAUAAGGUCGAAUGUGAGUUGAAAGUAAACAAGUUCGAGCUGGAUGAAUUUACGGAAGUAUGUUUGACGAAUGACGUGAACAAGGGCGUGGUAUUAGAGCACCAAAAUAUUUCAAAGAGACGAUCCAUCAGCGACUUGGUAGAGCGUUAUAAAAAAUUGUUAGAGGUUAGCAAUUUACAAAAUGAGCACAAAACUGAGUAAUAAAAAAAAGAGUGAUAAAAAUACAUAUUUUUUUACAAGAAAUAAAAUUA